Indicator indicator is the source of this 1007-nucleotide messenger RNA. RefSeq names its product probable dimethyladenosine transferase. Gene Ontology annotation, cellular component: mitochondrial matrix. The record is from RefSeq and is a predicted model, not a curated record. The transcript is spliced from 12 exons. Gene Ontology annotation, molecular function: rRNA (adenine-N6,N6-)-dimethyltransferase activity. The coding region runs from base 32 to 955 and encodes 307 amino acids. NCBI's taxonomy places the organism in Eukaryota, Metazoa, Chordata, Aves, Piciformes, Indicatoridae. Gene Ontology annotation, biological process: rRNA methylation.
GAGAGGGGCCUUAGUGCUGUCAGUCGCCGCCAUGCCCAAGGUGCGGGCCGGGAAACGGCCGCGGAAGGAAAGCCGGGAGGUCCGUGCUACCGGCAUCCUCUUCAACAAAGGAGCCGGCCAGCACAUCUUGAAGAAUCCCCUCGUCGUCAACAGCAUCAUCGAGAAGGCUGCCCUGCGACGUACAGAUGUCAUUCUGGAAGUAGGCCCGGGAACUGGUAACCUGACAGUAAAGAUGUUAGAGAAAGUAAAAAAAGUUAUUGCUUGUGAAAUUGACCCUAGACUUGUUGGUGAACUUCAGAAGAGAGUUCAGGGCACGUGUCUGGCAAACAAGCUUGAAAUCAAAGUUGGCGAUAUCUUGAAAACAGAUUUACCAUUCUUUGAUGCAUGUGUGGCUAACUUGCCUUACCAGAUUUCUUCACCUUUUGUUUUCAAGUUGUUGCUUCAUAGACCUUUCUUCAGGUGUGCAAUACUUAUGUUUCAAAGGGAAUUUGCAUGGCGUUUGGUUGCAAAACCAGGAACAAAACUCUACUGCAGACUUUCUAUUAAUACCCAGUUACUAGCUCGAGUGGACCAUCUGAUGAAGGUUGGAAAGAACAACUUCAGGCCUCCUCCCAAGGUUGAAUCCAGUGUUGUCAGAAUAGAGCCAAAGAACCCACCACCUCCUAUCAACUUCCAGGAGUGGGAUGGCCUGGUAAGGAUAGCCUUUGUUAGGAAAAACAAGACACUUUCCGCAGCAUUUAAGUCAAGCGCUGUAGCGCAGUUGCUGGAUCAUAAUUACCGAAUUCAUUGUUCCUUACAUAAUACAGAAAUACCAGAAAACUUCAAAAUUGCAGAGAAGAUACAAACAGUACUAAAAAAUACAGGUUACUCUGAAAAACGAGCCCGCUCAAUGGAUAUAGAUGAUUUCAUUAGACUGCUGCACGGCUUCAAUUCAGAAGGCAUCCAUUUCUCCUAGAUUCUACUAGACGAAUGAGGAUGUUCUGUAUUUUGUCACCCAAAGUGUUACC